UCGUGGAAUUAAUCGGGGUCUCCCCUCUUCUUCGGUGUCCUUGGAUGGAGGGAGAUUUUAGCUUUCGCAUGUCUGCGGAAAAGACAUCCCCAGUGUCCUUUGAGGAGGUAGCCGUGUUCUUCACGGAGGAGGAGUGGGCUCUGCUCAGUCCAGGCCAAAGAAAACUCUACUGGGAAGUGAUGUGGGAAAAUUACAAGAUGAUGGCCUCUUUGGCUGCAGAUGUGAGGGAGAUGUUGAGUAAGAAGGAAAUAGGAAGAGCAAUUGUGAAAAGAGAUGAAGAUUUGGAGGGAGAAGCAAAACCUGGGGAUCAGGUGGUACCAAAGAGGCAGCAGAGAAGCAAAAGGGAAGCAAAACAGAGGCAGAGGAAGAAAUUGCUUGCCCAUCAAAGCAGGAAGAUACCUGAGGAUCCAAACAAAGAUAAAAUGCAGAAGAGAAAGAGAAGGCAUAACGGCCCCUUGAACAUCAAAGCAUUGAGAUGCAAACUCAGAGUUAAAAUAUGCCAGAACAUUACAACGUGCUGGAAAACAUAUAAAUGCUUGGAGUGUGGAAAGACCUUCUUUCAAAAUAGCAAGCUCACUAAACAUCAGAGGAUGCACAUGGUGGAGAAGACAUACAAAUGCUUGCAGUGUGGAAUAAGUUUCUCUCAGAAUAGCUGCCUGACUAGACAUCAAAAAGUUCACAGAGGGGAGAAGCCAUAUAAAUGCUUGGAAUGUGGAAAGAGCUUCCUUCAGAGUUCUUCCCUCACUAACCAUCAAAUUAUUCACACAGGGGAGAAGCCAUAUACAUGCUUGGAGUGUGGGAAGAGCUUCUCUCAGAAUGGUCAUCUAACUAGUCAUCAAAGGAUUCACACAGGGGAGAAGCCAUACAAGUGCUUGGAGUGUGGGAAGAGCUUCUCUCAGAAUGGCCAUCUAACUAAUCAUCACAGGAUUCAUACAGGGGAGAAGCCAUAUAAAUGCCUAGAGUGUGGAAAGAGCUUCUCUCGGAAUGACAACCUAACUAGCCAUCAAAAGGUUCACACAGAGGAGAAACCAUACAAAUGCCUCGAGUGUGGGAAGAGAUUCUCUCAUAAUGGGUACCUAACUGGCCAUCAAAAGAUUCACACAGGGGAGAAGCCAUAUAAAUGCUUGGAGUGUGGUAAGAGGUUCUCUCAGAAUGGCAACUUAACUAGUCAUCAAAAGAUUCACACAGGGGAGAAGCCAUAUAAAUGCUUGCAGUGUGGAAAGCAGUUCCUUCAUAGUGGUGACCUCACUAAACAUUACAGAAUUCACACAGGGGAGAAACCAUAUAAAUGCUUGGAGUGUGGAAAGAGCUUCCUUCAUAAGAGUAACUUGACUACACAUCACAGGAUUCACACAGGGGAAAAGCCAUAUAAAUGCUUGGCGUGUGGAAUUAGUUUCUCUCAGUAUGGUCACCUGACUACACAUCAAAAGGUUCACACAAGGAAGAAACCAUAUAAAUGCCUGGAGUGUGGGAAGAAGUUCUCUCAGAAUGGCAACUUAACUAGUCAUCAAAAGAUUCACACAAGGGAGAAGCCAUAUAAAUGCUUGGAGUGUGGAAAGAGCUUCCCUCAUAGUAGUAACCUGACUAAACAUCACAGGAUUCACAUAGAGGAGAAGAGCAGCUGGAGAAAAUGAUGGACUGUGCCAUGUGGGCUAAAUUUAUGUCUUUGAUUAAGGAAAAGAUUUUAGAUAAAUACUGAGUCAUAUGGAAGCCCCUUACUGACUUUUUCACGAAACAGAACAAGAUGAAUUAAUGACUUGUGCUUUUGAAGACUAGGGGGAAGGAAGGAAUAUUUAGAUG
Molecule: messenger RNA, 1800 nt
Organism: Eublepharis macularius
Lineage: Eukaryota; Metazoa; Chordata; Lepidosauria; Squamata; Eublepharidae
Product: zinc finger protein 501-like
Exons: 3
Coding region: 45-1634 (529 amino acids)
Biological process (GO): regulation of DNA-templated transcription
Cellular component (GO): nucleus
Source: RefSeq, a predicted model, not a curated record